Molecule: messenger RNA, 458 nt
Organism: Plasmodium vivax (malaria parasite P. vivax)
Lineage: Eukaryota; Apicomplexa; Aconoidasida; Haemosporida; Plasmodiidae
Product: variable surface protein Vir11, truncated, putative
Exons: 2
Source: RefSeq, a predicted model, not a curated record
AUUUAAAAAGUUAUAAAAAAAGAUAUUCUAAAAAAAGAGGAUUAAAAAAAUUGGAUUGUUAUUAUGAAAAUAAACUAUUCAAUAAAUUUCUUCAUCUGUAUGAAAUUGCACAAAAGAUAAAGAAUGAAAAAAAGCGUUCGAAAUAUUUUUUUUUUAAAAAGUAUGAUAUUGUUCUCUUUUUACUUUCAUUACUCCCGGUUAUUGGAUUAAUACAUCCAAUAUUAUUUGGGCUUAGUCACAAAUAUCCAGGUAUAUUAGGUGCAUGCGAAGAGAGCCAUAUUGAAACUAAUUAUUAUACUGGAUUAGCUUACAUGAUAGUUUCAUUAAUUAUAGUGAGUGUUGUUUUAUUUGUUGUUAUUUAUAUCUUGCUAAAAUUAAUAAAAUAUCAAAGAUUAAAAUCUGGAAGGGGCAAAAUGAAUAUAAAUCAAUAUUAUCACCUUUGUAAAGGAAUUUUUUAA